AUGAAGCCGGCCAGUAGCCACUCCCUGGGCUCAUCCAGUGUGAUCAGCAUGAUGAUCAUGAUUACAGCCCCUGCAGCGGGCAGGGGAGUAGCGGCAGGCACCAUGGCUGAUAUCAUCGGCCUGUCAUGCCGCUUUCCCGAGUCAAAUGGGCCAGCGGAAUUCUGGAGCAACCUCAUGGACGGGACGGACAUGCUCACCUGUGACGACAGGAGAUGGCCAGUCGGGUUCCAGGGUCUGCCGCCCAGGUCUGGAAAGGCUCCAGGCUUUGACAAAUUCGACGCGGCAUUCUUCUCAGUCCACGGCAAGCAGGCGCAGAAAAUGGACCCACAGCUACGGAAGCUGCUGGAGGUUGCCUAUGAGGCCUGGGUGGACGCCGGUGUGGAUUUCAGCGCCCUGAGAGGCAGCGAGAAGGUGGGAGUGUAUGUGGGCGCCUGUGGGUCAGAGACUCACGCCCAAUGGCUGGGAGACAUCGACAGCAUCACGGGCUACGAGCAGUCAGGCUGCGCACAGUCCAUGUUUGCCAACCGCCUGUCCUGGUGGUUUGACUUCCGCGGCCCCAGCAAGUGCAUCGACACAGCUUGCUCCUCUUCUUUGAUGGCUUUCAACGAUGCCAUCUCCGAUCUUGACAGCGGCCGCAUCGACUAUGCCAUCGUCGGUGGUGCCUCUGGAAUCUUCCGGCCGCAGACAUCCAUCGCCUUCCAAAGACUCCACAUGAUGUCUCCAGAUGGCACGUGCAAAUCCUUCGAUGCGUCGGCCAACGGCUACGCGCGCUCUGAUGGUAUUGCCAUCGUGGUGCUGCGGCGGACGGGCCUGUCAGAUAUCCCCGUCUGGGCCUCGCGCCACCCAUAUGCGCGCGUGCUGGCCUGCGCCACCAACAACGACGGUCACACCAAGGAGGGCAUCACCUUCCCCUCCGGCCCUGCCCAGAAGGCCCUUGCCCAGGAGGUGUGCGCUAAGGCUGGCCUGGAGCCGUCAGCGGUGGACUACAUUGAGGCGCACGGCACCGGUACAGUGGCCGGUGACGGCCAGGAGCUGGGCGCGCUAGAGGAGUGGUACGGCCGCACCGGGGGCCGGACCGCUGAGAACCCCCUCCUCAUCGGCUCCGUCAAGUCCAAUAUGGGCCACUGCGAGGGCUGCUCCGGCCUGGCAGCGCUGAUCAAGGUGCUGCUGUCAUACGAGCACAAGACGCUGCCUGGCAACCUGCACUUCAAGGAGCCCAACCCCAACAACGCCGGCCUCAAGGAUGGAAUCCUCAAGGUCGUCACAGAGCCCACCAAGUUCAAGGGCAUCACCGCUCUCUCCAACUUUGGCUUUGGUGGCUCCAACGUCCACCUUCUGCUGAGCCCUGGCGACACGCACGAGGCAGUGUCACCAAUUAAUGAGGAGGGCGCUGAGGAGGCUGACGCUAAGAGCGGAGCCACUCCCGCGAUCAUCCCCCUGGCCUCCCGCACCAAGGAGGGCAUGGCCGACCUGGUCAAGGUCCUGCAGGGCCUGCCAGGUGGUGAAAAGUCAGUGCUGGACCCGCUGCGGCGCCUGGCCAACAGCGUGGGAGGGAACGUUGCGCGCCUGUCAACGCGUGGCACCCUCAUCGACGGCGAGCUGCGCUCCGCGCAGGCGCCCACCACAUCGCCCCCCGUGUGGUUUGUCUUUACUGGCAAUGGCAGCCAGUGGCCCAAGAUGGGCAGGGAGCUGAUCGAGCAGAACGCCACGUUCCGCGAGAGCAUCAAGAUUUGUGCCUCCGUGCUCACCCCUCUGGGCCUCGACCUGCUGGAGGCCUUUGAGAAGGAGGACGGCUUUAGCGAGGCCCGCCUGGCCGCCGUUGGCCUUGCAUCCGUCCAGAUUGGGCUGGUGGAUGUGCUCCGUGAGGAGUACGGCAUCACACCCGGCGGCGUGCUGGGCCACUCUGCCGGCGAGAUCGCGUGCGGCUACGGCGACGGCUGCUUCACGCGCGAGCAGACCGUGCUGGUGGCGUACCACCGUGGCCGCAUGUGCCCCGAGCACGGCAUCAGUGGCGGCCUCAUGGCUGCCGUGGGCCUCGGCGCUGACGAGGCUGAGGCACGCCUGGUCAAGCACGGCAAGGCUUCUUGCGUCGUCGGCUGCGACAACUCCCCCACCUCCACCACCCUCUCAGGUCCGGAGGGAGACCUGAAGCCGCUGCUGGAGCAGCUGAAGGCGGAGGGUGUGUUUGUGCGCGAGCUGGACACUCGCGGCCUCGCCUUCCACUCCCCUGUCCUGCAGUCCCACCUACCCGAAUUGCAGGCUGCGCUGGAGGAGGUUGUGCCAGAGCCCAAGGAGCGCUCAGCCACAUGGCUGUCCUCCACCUACGCCGUGGACGAUGAGAGCCCAGAGGCCCGCCUGUGCUCCGGAGCCUACCAGACGCACGGCUACGCGAGCCGCGUGCAGUUCCGGCUGGCGUGCUCCAAGAUUCCCAAGGAUGUGAUCCUGCUGGAGAUAGGUCCCCACGCGCUCAUGCGCUCGCCCCUGCGCCAGAAUCGCAGCGACCUGCAGUACGUGGCUACCAUGAAGAAGGGCGACAGCGCCGUCGACACCCUCAAGGCCGCCAUCGCCGACCUCUGGCGCAAGGGCGCUGCCAUCAACUGGUCCACCUCCGUCACUCCCGCGCCAUCAGCCACCCCCGAGCUGCCGCGCGUGGUGCGUGAGGCGCUGGUGUCGUGGGACCAUGCGUCGGAUUACCCGCUGCCCAAGUCCAAGGACUGGACCAGCGCUGGCGGUUCCUCCGGCUUCACCAAGACCUACAAGCUCGGCGGCGAGCACGCCUUCCUGGCCGACCACGUCGUCGACGGCCGCAUCCUCAUGCCUGCAACGUCAUACUUGGUGACGGCGUGGGAGGCGCUGGCGACGCAGCACGAGAAGACGAUGGCGGAGCUGCCGGUGGUGUUCGAGGACGUGUCCAUCGUGCAGGCCGUGCAGGCGCAGCCUGGCGAGAAUGUCACCCUCUCUGUGCUGCUUGACCGCAGCCACCGCUUCCAGGUGCUGCAAGAGACGGACAUCAUUGCAGAGGGGCGCAUCAAGCCGCGCUCAGCGCCCGCGCCCGCCAAGAAGGAGGGUGACGCAGCUUCGGCGGAGGCACCCGCCGACACCGUCGCACCUGCAGAGGCUGAGGCUGCCGCUCCCACAGAGGAGGCCAAGCCAGAGGCCGCUGCCCCUGCCGAUGCAGAAGCACAGGAGGAGGCGGAGCCUGAAAAGGUGGAGGUUGAGUGGCCGUACAACGCCCUGGACACUGUUGACGCUGGCACGUUCUACCUGGACGUUGCGCGCGCAGGCAUCCAGUACGGGCCCCACUUCCGCAUGGUCGAGAAGCGCCACAUCGAUGGCAAGGCCGUUGUCCUCAGGUGGGACGGGUGCUUCAUCAGGCUGCUGGACGGCAUGCUGCAGGCAGGCGCGCUGGGCAGCGCCGACUACAACCUGCGCAUCCCUACCAAGAUCCGCCACCUCGCCAUCCUGGACUCCAGCCCAGCCAUCCCCGCUGGCUCCCAGGUCAUGGUGGACGUGGAUGCCCCAGUGGACGUGUGCCGCACGGAGUUGUGUGAGGUUGCUGGAGUGGAGCUCUCGUCCGCGCCGCGCCGGCCGAUCAACUACAAGACACUGCUCAAGAAGAUGGACUUCCUGCCCUACGGCGAGAACCUGGACAAGGACGCCAAGCGGCUGGCCUACUACAAGCAGAUCCGCGGCUACAUUAAGGCCCUGGUCGAGCCUGCCAUCAUCGCCCACGGCGCCGCCUCUGCCGACGGCAUGCCCGACCACCUGCAGAAGGUGCUGGUGAUGCUGGAGGACUUCAAGGAGCCGGCGCCGGAGGGCGCGGAGCUGGAGGCGUUCCUGUCGGGCCCCAAGCACCACCUGGCCCGCCUCAUCCGCGAUCUGUUUGCUGAGGAGGCCUCCGCCACUACCAUGGAGAACCCCAUUCAGGCCAUCGUGCAGCACGCGGAGCACAACGUGCUGUACGCACAGGACCCGCUGAUGCAGGGCUUCCACGCGCGCCACAUCUCCCACAUGCUGGACAUCGUGUGCGAGAACCAGGGCCAGACCGGCUUCACUGUGGCUGAGAUUGGUGCCGGGACUGGAGGCUUCACACGCCAGGUCAUUGCUGAGCUGGACCGCAGCCCAUUCUCGGAGCUGCGCGGAUACACAGCCACUGACAUCACCCCUGCCUUUGGCCCCAACCUGCUGCAGAUGGUCGGCAACUCCAAGCUGGAAUUUAAGACAUGGGAUGUCAACAAGCCGGCACCUGACACCCUGGGAGGCCCCUUCGACCUGAUCCUGGCAUCGAAUGCCGUCCACACAUGUGACAAUAUGGCAGAGACGCUGGCAAACGUGCAUGCAUCCCUGGCGGACGGGGGCUUUUUGCUGCUGUACGAGACCACCGCAGCGUUCACCACAUGCCUGUGGGGUCUGGAUGAGCGCACCUGGAAGUUCACAGACGAGCGUGAGUACGGCCUCUGGAUGGCCAAGCCGCGCUGGCACCGCCUUUGGGCUGAGGCCGGCUUCACCCAGAUCGUUGAGCACUGGUGCCCGCAUGAGUCAGGCGCGCUGUUCCUGUACCGCAAGCUGCCGAGCGUGCCGGAGCCGGUGCUGUUCGCGGCGCCUCCCCUGGUGGCCACCGAGGAGCACAUGGAGGGCUGGCUCAAGGAGUACAACGACGCCCUUGCCGCAGUCGACCCUGAGGCACCCAAGGAGGCCGCCCCUGCCGAGGGCGAGGAGGCUGCAGAGCCGGCCAAGGUGGAGCAGAGGCUGUGGCUGCACGGCAACCUGCGCGACAACCCGGGUGUGCUGGGCCUGGGCCACUGUGCCCGCCUGGAGGCGCACGGCGACAACCUGCGCUGGAUGCUCGACGCGCACCACCCCUCCUCCGCGCUCACCUCCUGCGCGGGCCCAGCCGCCAAGCCGGACCCCAAGCUGACCGCAGAGCAGAUGCUGGCCAUUGCCGGCCGCAUGGACCUCGUCAACAACAUCUUUCAAAAUGGCGUGCACGGCUCCCUCCGCAACACCCUUGUAGAGUUGAACGAGGUGGACAAUGCGGCGGCGCUCGAGAAGGCACCCAAGUGCGGGGUGCACCUUGACAUUGUGUCCCCCGGCGACAUCUCCUCGUUCUUCUGGGCCCACAGCCAGGCGCCGCCGCCUGGCCUGGUGGAGUGCAAUGUUGCAUACGGGUCUCUGAAUUUCCGUGAUGUGAUGCUGGCAUACGGCAAGCUGAGCAAGGACCUGAUGAGCCACGCCAACGGAGGCAACCAGAUUGGCCUCGAGUUCUCUGGCAAAGACAAGGUGAGCGGCAAGAGGAUCAUGGGCAUGACGCCCCAGAACUCAAUCGCGACCAUGGUGGCUUCCAAGCCCCACGCCCUCUGGGACGUUCCGGACAGCUGGACCCUGGCGCAGGCCGCGACCGUGCCGGUGGCGUACGCGACGGCGUACGACGCACUCGUUGUGCGCGGCCGCCUGCAGCCGCACCACCGCGUGCUCAUCCACUCUGCCUCCGGCGCCGUCGGCCUGGCCGCCACCCGCAUCUGCCUCAACCGCGGCUGCGAGGUGUUUGUGACGUGUGGAACUGCGGACAAGCGCGCCUUCCUGCUGGAGGCGUUCCCGACCCUGAGGGAGGACCACAUCGGUGACUCGCGCUCGUGCGCGUUUGAGGAGGUCGUCAAACGGCAGACCAACGGCACCGGCGUCCACCUCGCUCUCAACUCCCUCGCCGAUGACAAACUGCAGGCAACCGUGAGGUGUCUAGCAGACAACGGACGACUGCUGGAGAUUGGAAAGUAUGACAUUUUGAAGGGAACGCCACUGAGCAUGAGGCCCAUGCUCCGCAACGUUGCCUUCGAGGGCAUUGACCUGGACAGAAUCACCAACGACCCCAGCAACAUCACAGAGGCAUGGGAGGUGCACGCGCUGCUAACGGCCGGAAUCAGCAGCGGCGAGGUUGUGCCACUGCCGCUCAACAAGUUCUCCCGCAAGGAGGCUGGCAACGCCUUUCGAUUCAUGGCUGCUGGAACCCACAUGGGCAAGGUGCUCAUCCAGAUGGCUUCCGAUGGAGACUCCGAGGAGGCCCUCGCCGCAAAGGCGGUGUUCAAGUGGCCCGCGCCACCCGCCAAGGCAGAGGAGGAGGAGGGCACGGAGGCCGUCGAGGCCACCGCAGCGCCUGCCAUUGAAGACGAGCCCGCUGCCAAGCCCGUCUUCUUCUGCAAGUCGGACCGGUCGUACAUCAUCACGGGAGGGGUGGGAGGCUUUGGGCUGGCGCUGGCAGUGUGGCUGAGCAACCGCGGCGCGCGCAACCUCGUGCUGACCUCAAAGCGCGGCAUGCGCACCGGCGGCCAGCGCAAGGUCGUCCAGAUGCUGCAGAAGCGCGGCGUCCAGAUUGAGGUGUCCAAGCUGGACGUGGCUGACCUGGGCGAGACGGAGCAGAUUGUAGCACUGGCGGAGGGCAUGGCGCCCGUGGGAGGCAUCUUCCACCUGGCCAUGAUCCUGCAGGACCGCUGGAUGUCCAACCAGACGGGUGAGAGCUGGAACGCGCCCAUCAUUCCCAAGGCGUACGGCGCGCUCAACCUGGACAAGGUGUCCCAGAAGCUGCCCCACCUGGAGCAGUUUGUCAUCUUCUCCUCCGUCGUCUCCUCCACCGGAAACGAGGGUCAGGGCAACUACGGGUACGCCAACAGCGUGUGCGACAUGCUCUGCAUGUCCAGGCGGGCAGCAGGCCUGCCAGCCCUUGCACUGGCGUGGGGCCCCGUCGACCACGUGGGAUACGUGGCCGAGAUCCUGAAGGGUAAGCUGGUGGGGCGCGUGUUUGAGUGGCUGCUGCCACAGCCGGUGGAUGACUGCCUGCGCGUGCUGGCCAGCUGCCUGCUGGGCGGCAAGGAGGUUACACCGCUGAUGUGCUCCACCACAGAGACCGUCGGGUCCAACUCCGCCGACGGAGAAGAGGACACUGACCUGGUAGAGGCGGUCUUGAGCCUGAUGGGCCUCAAGGCGGACGCAGUCGGCGAGAACGACAACCUAGCAGCACUCGGCAUCGACAGCAUGCAGCUGAUGGAGGUGAGGGCGGUGAUGCAGAAGAAGCUGUGCCGGCCGGUUCCCCUGGAGACGAUCGGCACACUCACAGUGGCGACCCUGCGUGAGCUGGCGGCAGAGGCCGGAUCUAAGGGUGGACGCUCGGCGCCUAAGGCCGCCGCUGCAGAUGACAGUGCCGCCGCAGACGAGGGCAGCGCGCCUGCAGAAGAGGCUCCUGCCCCGCAGGCGCAGGCGGCCGCUCCAGAGGUCGAGGCGGCUUCUAAGAAGAAGGCGGAGGCGGCUUCUGCGGGCAAUGUGGUGGCGCAACAGGCAGUGGCAGGCGAUAAGAAGGGUGGAGAUGGAGCGGGCGAGAUUUCGAUCACUGCCAGCGCGGUGAGGCAGAGGAAAGCGGCCAAGGCGGCGGCGGUGCCAGACAAACCCGCAGCCAGCGCCCCGGCCCCCGCCGCAGCAGGCAGCCCACCUAAAGCGCGCACUGUGUCGAGCUCGGCCUCCCCCAAGGCGGCCACGGCGACUGCCACAAAGGCGCAGACGACCCCUGCAGCCUCCAACAGCACUUGGGGCGCCCUCACUUUUGCAGGCGUCCUCUACAUAGGUGCUGUGUUGGCGGUCAUUGGGGCUCCGGCGUUGUCGGUUGUGACUGCGGCGGCCAGCGUCGGUGGCUUGUUUGCAGUGGUUUUGGUGGUUCCAGCCAUCUGGCUGUGCGUGGGCGUGGCGCUGUGCCUGGCCUGCGUGGCCACCAGCCGCCUGCUGCAGCCCAAGCUGUCCGCCAACCGUCCUCUGCCCAUGUUCAGCCUUGAGUUUGCCCGCUGGUGGCUGGUCAGUCGUCUGGUCCAUGUGACAACUAUUGUUUUUGCCGAGCACCUGCGCGGCACCCCCUUCCUCACCUGGUGGUACAGGGCGCUGGGAGCCCGCAUCGGCAAGGGCGGCUACAUUGAUUCUUUGGACGUGUGUGACUUUGACCUGAUCACCAUCGGCGACAACGUGGUUGUCAACGAGGGCUCCACCAUCAUCGGUCACUUCUUCCGGGACGGCCAGCUGCACUUCAGCGAGAUUAUGAUUGGGGACAACUGCAGCCUGGCGCCCUUCUCCAUGGCCAAGGCAGGCACUGUGCUGCCGUCCGGUGCCAGCAUCGGGCCUCAGGCCACCGGCCCAGCCGACCCCAAGAAGCGCGCCGGCAAGGCCCCAGUCCUGGCCGCGCUCAAGACCCAGCUCGCCAGCCCUGACCUCACCGCUGCCCAGACAGCCGGCCUCCAGGUGGCGGGCCUGUGGGCAAUUGGCGCAGUGGCGACAGUGUGCGCAGUUGUGGCGUACGGCAUCCUGGGGACUGUGCUGUCUGCAGCGGGUCUGUCUGCGCACAUUGCCCUGUGCCCGGCCGCUUUCGCCGUGUUCGCCCUGGCCGCCCUCUUCAACCCCCUCUACGCUGCCACCCUGCCCAUCCUCCUGCCGAUUGGAGCGCCUGCAGCAUGGUCUGCUCUCGGCACUGUGCUGUCGCCCGUCUUCGCUGUGGCCGCCAUCAUUGCUGUGCCCCUGUCGAUGACAGUCUUCGGCGCCAGCCUGGCCGCCGCCUCUGUCCUCUUCAAGUGGCAGGUUGCCGGCAAGGUCUCUCCGGGCGUGUACAGGCACCAGAGCGUGCUGGGUGUGCGCAUCUGGACGGCCUCGCGCAUGGUGGAGCUGGCGUUCAAGCGCUUCAUGACGCUGCUGAGCGGCACGUGGGCCAUGAAUGUGUACCUGCGCGCGCUCGGCGCCACCGUCGGCGACUGGGUCUCCUUCCGCCUCGGCAUGUGCCUGCCCCUCUGCCCCGACCAGAUCACCAUCAAGGACGGGGUGCACGUGGGCGAUAUGGCCAACCUGGUGUGCACGUACGCGAUCGACGGCGAGCGCAGCGUCACCGCCCCGGUCACACUCGAGGCACACUCCCUCAUCGGCGCCGCGGCCGUUGCGCUGCCCGGCACCACCCUCGGCAAAAGCGCCACCCUCGGCGCCGGCGCUGCCUCCCUGGCUGGCGCGCAGCUGCCAGGUGAGAUGCUGUACAUGGGCAACCCAGCCACACCGGUGUUCAAGAGCAGCGGCUCCGACAAGGCGGCCGGCCCGACCGAUUCGCGCGCCAAGCUCAUGUUCGCCUCGUGGCCCCUGGUGCAGCCCCUGCUGGCCUUCGGCAUCACCACCCUUGCCACCUACGCCACCAUCGUUGCCGCCCUCGCCACCACCGCCAUCUUCGGCUCCCAGGGCUCCUGGAUUGGUGCGCUGGUGGCCGGGUCUGCGCUGUGGACGAUGUAUGGAGCUCUGCUGGGCAGCCUGGGUGCCGCCGCCAAGUGGUCAUUCACCGGCAAGCUGGAGCCGCACGCUGGCUUCUCCAUGUACGACUCCCUCUCCUUCCGCCGCGCGCUCGUCCUCAUCUCCGAGAUGCCCCUCGGUCCCUUCGCCGAGGCGGUGCGCGCGUCUCCCUGGUACAACCUGUUCGCGAGCCUGCGCGGGAUGACCAUCGGCAAGGGCGCCUACCUGGACAGCACGCGGCUGCUGGACUACGAGCUGGCCUCCUUCGGGGACAACGCCAUUGUGUCGCGCAACGCGCUCGUGUACUGCCACCUGGCCUCGCACAAGAAGGGCAAGCUGGUCGUGUACCAGAAGCGCUCCUCCUUCGGCGUCGGCAGCGUGCUCGGCGCGCGCGCCAUUACUCUGCCCGGCUACACGCUGGCAGACAAGGCCGCCCUGGCCCCUGUCGGCCUCGGCGCGCCCCCCAUGACAUUCUAG
Molecule: messenger RNA, 9768 nt
Organism: Coccomyxa subellipsoidea C-169
Lineage: Eukaryota; Viridiplantae; Chlorophyta; Trebouxiophyceae; Coccomyxaceae
Exons: 54
Coding region: 1-9768 (3255 amino acids)
Biological process (GO): fatty acid biosynthetic process
Molecular function (GO): oxidoreductase activity; 3-oxoacyl-[acyl-carrier-protein] synthase activity; fatty acid synthase activity
Source: RefSeq, a predicted model, not a curated record